UUAGUAAUAUACUAGAUUAAAAUAAUAAAAUCGGUGUCUCGUUUCACGUUGUCAGUAAGAUUAGUAUUCUUCGAGUGUUCGUGAUAACGCUAUGAGAGGAAAAAAUAAAUAAAAUUCGCAAUAUGAAUAAAAAUCAGGAAAAUGGUGGCGUAGAAAUAGUUGUAGAAGAUAAAGAUAAAGAAAAUGGCACUGUUUCCGGAAAAGCUAUAGACCUAGACGAUGUGUUGACUAAUGAAGUAGGCGAGUUUGGCUUGUUCCAGUUCAGGAAUGUUCUCCUGCUCGCUGUACUCAUAUUAACUUUUGGAACAUUGCAAGAAUAUAUAUUUUCAACGGCGGCAACUCCUCACAGAUGUCGUAUUCCUGAAUGCGGUGAAUAUGAAAAAAUGCAUGACAUUAAGCCUGAGUGGAUAAAAAAUGCGGUUCCAGAGAUUAGUACAGGGCUAGCCAGCUGUGAAAAAUAUGCGUCUACUGGGCUGCAAGUAAAUGGGACAUUAGACUACUGCCCUGCCAAUUUUUUUGAUCAGUCCAUUACGAUUCCUUGUAACGAUUUUGUGUACGCCAAGGAUAAUACAGUAAUAUAUGAGUUUAACCUUGGAUGUAAAGAGUGGUUAAGAGUGUUGGCGGGAACAUUGUUCAACGUUGGGAUGCUGUUUGCAAUGGUCAUUACUGGUAUCGUCUCUGACCACUUUGGCCGAAAAGUAGCCUUGGUUUUCAAUAUCCUUAACUUGGGUAUAUUUGGUCUAAUGCGAGCUUUCUCCGUGAACUACACCAUGUACCUGAUACUUCAAAUUGUACAGAGUACUCUUGGCACUGGGGUUUAUAGUACCGCAUAUAUUAUGGCUGCUGAGCUCGUUGGUCCAAAGUAUCGUAUUAUUGUGGGAGUUACUUGUACAGCAAUGUUUGCGACAGGAGAGGCAGUGCUGGGCGCUGUUGCGUGGGCUAUUUCACCUUGGCGUUAUAUGAUCAUAGCAUUAACAAUCCCAUGGUUCUUAUACAUCUCAUACUACUGGAUAAUCUCAGAAAGUGUAAGAUGGCUUUUAUCGAAGAAAAAAUACUCUGAGGCUAAACAAAUAUUAUUAACUGUGGCGAAGGUGAAUAAAAAAGAAAUCAGUGAAAAAUCUUUAGAAGCUCUCGUGAGCGCACCACCACAGUUACAUGCAGCGGCUAAUACCAACAAUCCUGGCUUAGUCCGUACUGUCAUACGUUCACCUGUUUUGCUCAGAAGAGUGUGCACGACACCUGUCUGGUGGAUCGGUAUGACCUUCGUCUACUACGGAAUGUCCAUCAACUCCACCAGUCUCUCUGACACCAUGCACUUGAAUUAUAUUUUGAUGGCUAUCAUCGGGGUUCCUGCCUUUUACGUAUCUGCUUUUGUAUUGGCCAGAAUCGGUAGAAGAGCUACUAUUUCUGGAAGUUUCAUUUUAAGCUCCAUUUGCUGCAUUUCUUUUGUAUUUAUAUCUAAUGAUUUACCGAUUCUUCGUCUAGUUAUUUACCUAAUCGGGAAGUUCUUUAUCUCGCUGGUGGGGUCGUCACUGUACCUCUACACGUGCGAGCUGUACCCCACGGAGUACCGGCACACCUUGCUCGGCUUCUCCUCCAUGCUCGGCCGCGUGGGGUCCAUUCUAGCGCCCUUGACCCCUGCUCUUAUGACAUAUUACCACGGCCUUCCGUCGUUGCUGUUCGGAGGCAUGGCCGCCAUCGCUGGUCUGCUGGCGCUCACUCAGCCGGAGACGCUGGGCUGCAAGCUGCCCGACACCUUGGAGGAGGCAGAAGCCAUCGGAACGCCAAGCUCCAAAAUAACAUCUAGUUGAUUAAACUUUAAAACCAUUUAUAAUAGUUUUUUUU
Messenger RNA from Bicyclus anynana (squinting bush brown), 1845 nucleotides. Its product is annotated as organic cation transporter protein-like. The transcript has 7 exons. Lineage: Eukaryota; Metazoa; Arthropoda; Insecta; Lepidoptera; Nymphalidae. Gene Ontology annotation, biological process: transmembrane transport. The record is from RefSeq and is a predicted model, not a curated record. Bases 123 to 1811 code for a protein of 562 amino acids. Gene Ontology annotation, molecular function: transmembrane transporter activity.